GGAAGACCUCUCAGCAGUUGCUCUCGAGGGGAAGGAAGACAGUGGCGACGAGGCAGAGCUGCUUUGACGAGCAGAAAGAGAAUUCGCUGCCUCUUUUCUUCUGUCUGCUCCAUCAUCGCUCUGAGGGACAAUGGCGGCUGCGGCUGGUGCAGGUGCAAGAGACCAUGAGCAGGGCCAUGAGACGGACUCGUCUCCGUCAAGGUCUCCGUUCGGCAGACCGACGCCGCUCCUCGACGAACAACUUCUGGUCAGCAUGGCUUGACAAUGAAUGCACACCUCAUUGGAUUUCGUCCCAUGCAUGGGUCGGCUUCAUGUGUGUGUGUCGGUGCGGUGUGUCAGGUCAACAAGUUCGGUUCGCUGGCAGGGAACAUCCGCGACGCGGCGCAGAAGUUGGCUUCGAUGAGUGGCAGUGGGCAUGCCGUGAGUGAUGUCGAGAGCCUCAGCAAAGAAAUUGAGGCGAUGGUGGAGGGCAACGGGGGCAAGAUGGGGGAGACCCGGCACAGGGGCGUGCAGCUCAACUGUGGUGCGACACACAUGGAUGGAUGGAUGGAUGGUCAUUGGCUCGGCCCCGUGUGUGUGUGUGUGUGUGUCAGGCGGCCAGGUGAUCCACCUCAACACCCGCACCCUGCGCCACCCAUCCCUCAAGAAUACCUUCCUCUCAACACUGCUCCUCAAGUUCAUCGACAUGCUGCCCAAAGACGAGAGCAAGAUCGCAUACCUCGAGGUCGCACCGGCCUAUUUCUCGUGGCUGGCGGCCGAGAUGCUGCUCAUCGAGAGCGGACACCAGCACACCAUCACCCUCGACGCCCCUGAGGCUGACGACCCUUCUGUGUCUGAGUACCACACCCUCUCUCUUCACCCAGAAAGUCGGCUCAUCGGACGUCUCGCAGCUCGUCGGCGAGUCCACACCACCAGCAGCCGCGGGAGCAGCGGGAGCCUCCUCCAAGAAGCGCAAGCGUGA
Vitrella brassicaformis is the source of this 961-nucleotide messenger RNA. Lineage: Eukaryota; Vitrellaceae. The record is from the annotation of a GenBank genome assembly.